AUGGUUCCGAGGAAAGGCUUCGGCCAGAUAUGGGAAGGGAAGGUUAGACUGGUCAACGGGGUCCACUGCAUAGGGAAGGCAGAAAGCAAAGAAAAACAUGAUAAAAAGCAUAAAAAGACGGAAAAAGUUAGAGAAAGGCAUGGCCACGAUGCCGCCACCCACACGAGAUCUGAGAAGUAG
This is a messenger RNA of Sphenostylis stenocarpa, 180 nucleotides long. NCBI's taxonomy places the organism in Eukaryota, Viridiplantae, Streptophyta, Magnoliopsida, Fabales, Fabaceae. The record is from the annotation of a GenBank genome assembly.